Molecule: messenger RNA, 1267 nt
Organism: Daktulosphaira vitifoliae (grape phylloxera)
Lineage: Eukaryota; Metazoa; Arthropoda; Insecta; Hemiptera; Phylloxeridae
Exons: 2
Coding region: 79-1245 (388 amino acids)
Source: RefSeq, a predicted model, not a curated record
AUUCACGUGAAUGAGCUUGAUGAAAUUAUUGAUCAAACAGAACAUACAUGUAAUGGCCCUUGUUCUGAUCCCAUAAUUAUGAGACAAAAAUUAGCAGGCGCUUGUAAACGCAAAGCCGUAGACGAUAUUUGCCAAAGACCGCAAAAAAUAAUUUUAGGGGAAAUUCAAACAUUAAGUAAUAAUAAUUUUACGACAACGGAUGUGUCAUGUAUUCGCCAAACUAUUUAUCGCACUAGAAGACAAUUUUUUCCUACUAAUCCAGAAUCUAUAAGUGAAUUACAUACAAUUAUUGAUCAUACAGAAAUACUAACUACGCGCGGAGAACAGUUUUUAUUACACAACGAUCAUGAGAAAAAUAUUAUUAUUUUUUCUUGUGAUACAAACCUCAAAUUUCUUUGCAAUUCCAAAUCAAUAUAUGUAGAUGGAACUUUUCAGUAUUGCCCAAAACAUUUUGUACAAUUAUUUACCAUACACGGAUAUAUAAACAAUUACUAUGUACCACUUGUUUUUUGUUUAUUAAAAAAUAAAUUUAUAGAGACUUAUAAAGAAGCUUUUGAGGUUAUAAAAUAUAAAUGCACUGAAAAAAAGUUAUUACUGUAUCCUGAAAAUAUAACUGUCGAUUUCGAAGUUUCUAUUCACAAAGCUGCUCUAAUUGUGUGGCCAUUAAUUACUAUUAUUGGUUGUAGAUUUCACUUAACCCAGAGUUGGUACAGAAAACUUCAAGAGUUAGGUUUGAGUAAUGCUUAUAAAACAUGUGAAUGGUUAAAAGGUACCUUCGGGUUAACUUUUUUAAAUCCAGAAGACGUGUCUGAUUGUUUCGUUGAUGACUUCAUGACAUUAAUACCUGAGGGAACAGCUUUCAUUCAGUAUGCUGAUUAUUUAAUCGACAAUUAUAUUUCUGAGGAAAGCAAAUAUCCUCCAAAAAUUUGGGCAUUGAUGGACCCCUCAUUAGCCCGGACAACAAAUAAUUGUGAAUCAUUCCAUUCACAUUUUAAUGAUCAAUUUUAUAAGGCACAUCCUUCUAUUAAUAUAUUUUUAAAAAUUUUAAUAGAAAACGUUCAAUCUUAUAAUUACAUUAAAAUAUAUAGUUCUAAUAACGCAAUCUCAAUAAGCGUACGGAGUAAAAUUGAAAUCCGUUCCAAUAAAACAAAAGAGGCAAUUGAUAAGUAUAAUAAAAAAGAAAUUAGCAGACUUGAAUUUGUAAAAUUAGUUUCCAACAACUACCGAAAAUUGUAUAGAUCAUAGAUCUAUUUUUUAUUAUAUUAUU